This is a messenger RNA of Saccharomyces eubayanus, 879 nucleotides long. It is a transcript of the gene CRG1, whose product is annotated as S-adenosylmethionine-dependent methyltransferase. Lineage: Eukaryota; Fungi; Ascomycota; Saccharomycetes; Saccharomycetales; Saccharomycetaceae. Gene Ontology annotation, molecular function: S-adenosylmethionine-dependent methyltransferase activity. The record is from RefSeq and is a predicted model, not a curated record. Bases 1 to 879 code for a protein of 292 amino acids. The transcript has a single exon.
AUGUCUAAAACCAGUUACUUGGAGAAAAAUUUUGAAUCCUCACACUACAAUAAAGUACGUCCCUCUUAUCCACAAUCUUUGGUUAAUGAGGUAUUAGCCUUCCAUAGGGGCCCGGACAGGAAUUUAGUGGAUGUUGGAUGUGGUACAGGAAAGGCGACAUUUCUCUUUGAGCCUUAUUUUGAAAAUAUCACUGGCAUUGACCCAUCUUCCGCCAUGCUCUCAAUUGCAGAGAAAGAAAAAGCUGAACGUAAAUUGGGAGACAAUGUUAAAUUCAUUAACGCCCUUGGUGAAGACUUAUCCAGUAUUGAAUCAGGAACUGUUGAUAUGGUUAUCAGCGCGGAGGCAAUUCAUUGGUGUAAUCUAGACAAGCUAUUUCAACAAGUUACGUCUGUAUUACGCAGAGAUGGAACUUUUGCAUUUUGGUUUUAUAUUCAACCGGUAUUUGUGGAUUUUACUCCAGAAGCGUCAAAUGUAUACUACAAAUAUUGUUGGAGUAAGGAUUACAUGGGCAAAUACUUGGAUGAAAACCAAAGGGAAGUUUUAUUGAAUUAUGGCGGUGAAAUGCUACGUUCUUUAUUACCAGAGAUAUUUAAAGAUGUCGAGGUCUCCAUUUAUAACCCUUCAGACCCAGAUACAUCAACAGUUACGGCUGAAGAAAAUAAAUUUCUCUGGCGCACAACUAUCACUUUGACACAAUUAAAGCAGUUUGUAAAAAGCUGGAGCAUAUACGCUUCUUGGAUUAGAGAUCAUCCUGGUGAAUCAGAUAUAGCGGAUAUCUUUAUAGAUGAAAUGAAAGAGGCUUGUCAUUGCGAUAACUUGGACUUACCUUUGAAUGUAGAGUGGUCUACAUUCUAUUAUCUUUGUAGGAAGAAGGAUUAA